Molecule: messenger RNA, 1054 nt
Organism: Coregonus clupeaformis (lake whitefish)
Lineage: Eukaryota; Metazoa; Chordata; Actinopteri; Salmoniformes; Salmonidae
Gene: csmd1a
Product: CUB and Sushi multiple domains 1a
Exons: 5
Coding region: 251-1054 (267 amino acids)
Source: RefSeq, a predicted model, not a curated record
UCUCUUGCGAUCUCGUAGUAUCCUACAGUACACAUUCUGUCUCUCUCCUUGGAUCAGGGAAACCUAUUUGGGUCUCUGCUCUACAAUAUCGUAUCUCUGCAGUAGCCCGUCUUGAUGAUAUGAGAGCUAAUAUAGGCGAAUCCCUGCACCAUAGGCGUCACAUCUUCUUGCCAAAGCUGGAUCUCUAUGCAUUUUUGUGAUCGUUGAACUAAACCCAAGAAACCGGUGGCUGCGUGGAAUAACAACGAACAUGACUGCGAUGGGGAAAUUUAAGCAUGCCCUGCUUAUUUUUGCAUGUCUGAUUACCGCAGCUAACGGUCAAACUUGUGGUGGUGUUGUACAAGGACUAAAUGGAACGAUAGAGAGUCCUGGCUUUCCCCAUGGCUACCCAAACUAUGCGAACUGUACCUGGAUCAUCAUUACAGGAGAACGAAACAGGAUACAGUUGUCAUUUCACACAUUUGCUCUUGAAGAGGACUUUGACAUAGUCGCCAUUUAUGAUGGACAACCGCAGCCAGGAAACCUGAAAAUGAGGUUAUCUGGCUUCAUGUUGCCGUCGCCUAUUGUGAGCACAGGGUCAAUAAUGGCCCUUUGGUUCACGACAGAUUUUGCUGUGAGUGCACAAGGAUUUAAAGCAAUUUAUGAAGUGCUACCAAGCCACACGUGUGGAAAUCCAGGGUUGAUACCAAAAGGAGUAAUUCAUGGAACAAGGUACAACAUGGGAGACAAGAUCCGUUAUAGUUGUCUCAUGGGAUAUAUACUGGAGGGACAUGCUGUACUCACUUGUAUUGUGAGUCCAGGUACUGGAGCAUCAUGGGACUUUCCAGCACCAUUUUGUCGAGCCGAAGGAGCUUGCGGUGGGACAUUGAGGGGAACAACAGGGACGAUAUCAAGUCCACAUUUCCCUUCAGAGUAUGAGAAUAAUGCAGACUGCACAUGGAGUAUUCUGGCUGAACCAGGGGACACCAUCGCCCUGGUCUUUAGUGAUUUCCAGCUGGAAGACAGAUACGACUUUCUGGAGAUAAGUGGGACUGAGGCGCCAUCAAUAUGGUAA